CUCCAUUGGCGGAGCGGUGGCGGAGGCACCAAUGGGAACGCGGUGCGGGGCCCGGGGCGUCCCGCGGCGCGGAGCGGAGCCAUGGCCGUGGGCGAGGUGUUGCGGCUGGGGCUGCUGCUGGGGGCCGUGGGCGCGGCGGCGCUCGGGCCCCACUCCCUGCGGUAUUUCCUGACCGCGAUGACGGAUCCCGGCCCCGGGAUGCCGCGGUUCGUGGCCGUCGGGUACGUGGACGGCGAAGCCUUCGCGAGCUACGACAACGAGAGCCGCAGGAUGCUGCCCAUCGUGCCGUGGCUGCCGCAGGAGCAGCGGGAGCACUGGGACCGGGAGACCCGGAGGAUGCAGUACCGUGAGCUGGAUUUCUACGACCAGCUGGACACGGUGCAGAAACACUACAACACAAGUGGAGGGGCUCACACGCUGCAGAUGAUGUUCGGCUGCGAUCUCCUCGAGGACGGUAGCGUCCGGGGGUACAAUCAGUACGCGUACGACGGGCGGGACUUCAUCACCUUCCACAUGGAGAUGGGACGUUCACGGUGGCCGAUGCAGUGGCAGAAAUCACCAAGAGGAGAUGGGAGGAGGAGGGGAUGUACGUCGAGAGAUGGAAGCAUGAGCUGGGGAACGUCUGUGUUGAGAACUUGAAGAGAUACCUGGAGUAUGGGAAGGCAGUGCUGGGAAGGAGAGGUGAGGGCGGGGGGGGACAUGGGGCCGUGCUGGGUGC
Molecule: messenger RNA, 718 nt
Organism: Numida meleagris (helmeted guineafowl)
Lineage: Eukaryota; Metazoa; Chordata; Aves; Galliformes; Numididae
Product: class I histocompatibility antigen, F10 alpha chain-like
Exons: 3
Coding region: 82-639 (185 amino acids)
Biological process (GO): immune response
Cellular component (GO): external side of plasma membrane
Source: RefSeq, a predicted model, not a curated record